AUCAGCCAUCAGUUCUCUUCGGUGCGUCGUGAUAGGAACAUCGUUGUUCGUUGUUCUGUUAUUUAUUUCCCAUAUCUAUCACAACUCUAUCAAUACAACAUUACUUCAUUUGGGAAUAAGUUUAUUGGUCGAACCAUAUUCUUCAACGUCAAAAUAUUAGUGUUAAAUGCGUGAAAGCGAAUUAUUGUCUUUAAAAUGAUUUUUUAUUAUUUAAUUGUGUUACUUUUUACUAUUUGUCAUAAACCUGUUAUGUCAUCUUGGGAAUUCGCAGUUACAACAAAAGGACUAAUUACGUUUUACGAUUCAAGCUGGAAUCAAACCACAACUGCCGCUCAUCAGUUUAACGGCUUAAAUGCCUUAACAUUCGAUGAAACUGAGGAGACUCUUUAUUUCACCACGCACAAUGGCAACAACGGCAGCAUAUUUUCUUUAAAAUUGUCCAACGAUGAUUAUACACAUCAGGUGGAGAAAAUAUUGCAUAAGACUGAUGGUGAGGUGAUCGAAGCAUUGGCUUUCGAUUUGUUCGAACGGGAUCUGUAUUGGACAGAUUCUAGAGAGAAAAUCAUUUACCAGGCAACUGUCGACAAAAUGGUUGAACCGAAAGUUUUGCUGAAAUUCACGAAUGAUAAGAUACCGAGAGGAAUUACAAUCGAUCCUUGUCGAAGGAAAAUUUAUUAUACAAAUUCGAAUCACACCAAUCCGUCGAUCGAAAGUGCUAUGAUGGAUGGUUCCAAUCAACAAGUUCUGAUUAGUAACAAGGGCGACGAUAAAAUUCUGUUUAUGCCCAUAGGAAUUACGGUUGAUCAGUUUUCUAAACGAAUUUACUGGGUGGACAAUUUGGAAGGAAAUCAUUUCGCUGUUGAAAGUGCUGCUCUAGAUGGAACCGAUAGAAGAACAUUAGUUAGAGAUGUAGAAAAUAAUCCGUAUGGUAUAACUGUUGAUAGAGACAAUGUUUACUGGACCGAUCAUACACAUCAAGCAGUUUGGAAAAUUGCUAAGAAUGCAACGGUCACCGAUCGGCCAGAAAUCGUCCAAAAUAUAUCCACAAUUCCGCUGGGCAUCAUAUCCAGAAGUCAUUUACUAUCUACACAGAGUAACAACCCGGAAUGUACAACUGUUUUGAGUAAAGUCAAAGAGGAAAUUCUAGCAGGAUCUUCAAGCGAAAAACCGUCGUCAACAACAACCACACCGAAGCCACAAGACUAUUGUUUAAAUAACGGUGAUCUGAACCCCAAAACAAAUUUGUGCAUAUGUCCGAAAGAGUUUAGCGGUGUACGAUGUGAAGUUCCUAUUUGUCAUAAUUAUUGUGUUCAAGGAGCUUGUUCCGUGACAUCGACUGGAUAUGCAAAGUGUAGUUGUGAUGAUGGCUUUACCGGCGAAAGAUGUGAGGUGAAUUUGUGUCAGGGAUUUUGCAUAAACGGCGGACGGUGCGCUAUUGAACAAGGUGGACCGGUCUGCCACUGUUCAUCAUCGUCAUUCAGCGGACGGCAUUGUGAGAUUAUGAAUACGGACAAAUUGUGCGAGGAAUUCUGUGAGAACGGGAAAGUCGAUGCAGGCGAUCACGAUUUGGCGAAAGUUUGUGGAGACUGCAACACUGCUCACAAUGCCACCAACAAUCAUCUGGUAGACGCAACUAGAAGCUCAUUCGAUGAUUCAAAUUACCAGUGCAACGAUUCACUAUACCGAACCAUAAUCAUUGCCUCUAUCGGUAUCACUGCCUCGUUAACACUAGUGUUUCUCAUCGUUAAGUCAAUGCGUCGCAUUUACCAGCCAUUGCGACCGAAAAUCAAGAAAACUUUUGUCGUUACAAAGAACGUUACACCACUAACGUGUCGUCCAACGACCGAACAAUGUGAAAUAACAAUAGAAGACUGUUGCAACAUGAAUAUUUGUGAUACGCCAUGUUUUGAUCCGAAAUCGAUACAACGGGAAUCGAGGAAGGAAGACAAAAAGAAUUUGUUGAGUAAUAUGGAUGGUGAAUUGUAUUAAAAUUAGUGUGAAUGUUCCAGGAUGAUGGAUUGGUUGUAAUCGUGUAUUCCCUUAUUGUUCGAAAGAUUUAUUUAAUUUUAUUCACGCAAUGUGUCUUAAAUGUAAAUCAGUUCUGGUGACCACCAUUAUAGUCACAAAAAGGCAUCUAGGCAUACGUAUAUACCUCUUUUAUCCAGAGUGUCAAUAAUUUUAUGUCCAAUUAUUUUCAGUUUAAGUUUCCAAAUAGCCCGGUGCUAUUCGUUUCGAAAUUUUGUAAGAAAAUAUUCCCCAAAAAAUUUAAUCGAGUGAAUGUGAUAGUGAAUCCGAAUAUCUGAAGAUACUUAAAAUAUUUUUAAAAAUUUCUAUAAAACCGAGGAUGAGUUUUUUGUACUGAGAAUUCAACAAUCCGUUUCGAAUGUGGAAACGGUUUUUAAUUUAAAAAAUUGUAAUUUAAUUUAAAGUUAAACCAACCAACCGAACCAAGACAAUUUUACCAAUAAUUUCGAUUAAGAGUGCUGUGGGCAACAAGUUUAAAAAAUUUUCCCUUUUUUUCGUUCUGAAAUUAUCUUUCGAUUAUUUUUUUUUAAAUGAAAAAUUUAGUUUCAUCUUAUGGCCACACAACCAAUACGUUUAUAACAUAAUAAUCUCCUAAUUUUUUUUUAUCAAUCUUUUGGCAAUUUAUUCAUUUUUACACUUAAUUGGCUCUUCGAAAUUUUAUUUAAAAAAAAAUCUGAACAAGAAAAAGAAACAGUCAUGUCGCACCACGGACACAUUCUAUAUAAUAUUAUUAGUUCCUGUAGUUAAUUUAAAUUUACUUGCUAGUUUUAGUUUUUAAAUAUUUUCUAUUUAUUACAAUUUUCCACGGAAAAAUAAAAUUAAAAACAAAUCAACAACCCAAAAUUUACAUGUGCGUAUCAUUUUGUACUUAUUGGUCAUGGAAAACGUUGAAGAAAUCUGCAAAACACACUGGCGUAUAACAAAAUUUCGUUGUAAUAAUUUAUUGUGAACAUUUUAUGAAAGUUUUCAUUUUAUCGAUCAUUUAUAUUGUGCUGUCAUGUCAUUUUAUAAUUUUCAUUUUCUUUUUCAAGUGUCCCAUAUUCACGUUACUCAUUCUUUUUUCUUACUUUCAUUUUGAUUUCCUCAUGUCGAUUGACAAAUUUUCAUUUUUAGCCAUCAAAAAUUUAUGGGAAACUUGGAAUUGUUAUUCGGCAACUUUUUUUUUCUUUCAUUUAGUUUAGACAUUGUUAAUUCAUUAUAGUGCAGCAAUAAGACAAGUAGAAGAAGAAGAAGAAAAAAAUGGAGGAGAGAAGAGAAAUUAGACCACUAGAAAUCAUUUUUUAAUUAUUAGAAUUUCUUCUUCUUUUUUUUGUAGAUAAAAAAGAAACUAGUGAUGUGUAUAGAUUGUUUUUCAUUGUUUAUUUUGAAUUCUAACGAAUUUAUUUUUAAAAUAUUUUUUAGUCAAGUUUAGAUUAUGCAAAGAAAAAAAGCCUAUGUAAAUAUCCACAUCAGAUAUGUGAUAUAAUCGUAAGCUGAAACGUAUUUUUUAUGAGAAUAAGAGAAUAAAUAAGAAUUUGUAAAAAAAA
Bradysia coprophila is the source of this 3551-nucleotide messenger RNA. It is a transcript of the gene cue, whose product is annotated as Low-density lipoprotein receptor repeat domain-containing protein cueball. The record is from RefSeq and is a predicted model, not a curated record. Gene Ontology annotation, biological process: canonical Wnt signaling pathway. Gene Ontology annotation, cellular component: plasma membrane. Lineage: Eukaryota; Metazoa; Arthropoda; Insecta; Diptera; Sciaridae. Gene Ontology annotation, molecular function: Wnt receptor activity; Wnt-protein binding.